UCUUCCACUUUUAAGGACAUGUAAAGAAUUGCCCUAGAAGGAAAAAGAUUAAUUUCAAAGAGAGAGAGAGAGAGAAAGACACAGACAGACAGAGAGAGAGAGAGAGACAUGGGACCCUUGAGGUUUAUGUUUCUGCUGUGCCUCUCGGCUGCAGCGAUGUCUAUGGUCCGGAGUGAAGACCCUUAUCUCUUCUUCACGUGGAAUGUCACCUAUGGCACCAUUUCUCCACUUGGAGUCCCCCAACAAGCCAUUUUCAUCAACGGUGAAUUUCCAGGACCCAAUAUCAACUCCACCACCAACAACAACAUUGUCAUCAACGUCCACAACAACCUUGAUGAGCCAUUCCUGGUGACAUGGCACGGCAUCCAACAUAGGAAGAACUCGUGGCAAGAUGGAGUGUUGGGAACCAUGUGCCCCAUUCCCCCUGGCACGAACUACACAUAUCACUUCCAAGUUAAGGACCAGAUUGGGAGCUACAUCUACUAUCCCACAACUGCCAUGCAUCGUGCAGCUGGUGGCUUUGGCGGCCUCCGCGUGAAUAGCCGGUUGCUCAUUCCCGUCCCAUAUGCCGACCCUGAGGAUGACUACACUGUACUCAUUGGUGACUGGUACAGCAAGAGUCACUCAACUCUCAAGAAGUUCUUGGACAGUGGCCGCUCCCUUGGUAGGCCAGAUGGUGUCCUCAUCAAUGGAAAAUCCCCUAAGGGUGACGGCAAGGAAGAGCCUUUGUUCACCAUGAAGCCUGGCAAAACCUACAAAUACAGAAUCUGCAAUGUUGGGAUUAAGAAUUCCUUGAACUUUAGGAUCCAAGGCCACCCAAUGACGCUUGUGGAGAUGGAGGGAUCCCACACUGUGCAAAACACAUAUGAGUCCCUUGAUGUUCAUGUAGGGCAAUGCUUUGGGGUUCUUGUCACAGCUGAUAAAGAGCCCAAGGACUACUACAUUGUGGCCUCCACACGAUUCACCAAGACCGUCCUCACUACCAAGGGAAUCGUCCGCUACACCAAUGGAAAAGGUCCAGCCUCACCUGAGAUCCCUGAGGCUCCUGUUGGUUGGGCUUGGUCACUUAAUCAAUUCCGUACCUUCCGUUGGAACCUUACUGCUAGUGCUGCUAGGCCUAACCCUCAGGGCUCCUAUCACUAUGGUUCUAUUAACAUUACCCGUACCAUCAAGCUCAUCAACUCAGCAACCAAGGUAGAUGGCAAGCUUCGAUAUGCUAUCAAUGGUGUAUCCCAUGUCGACCCUCCUACACCUUUGAAGCUCGCUGAGUAUUAUGGAGUCCCAGACAAGGUCUUCAAAUACGACAUCAUAUCUGAUGACCCACCAGCUGACGCUGUAGAUAAAGUCACCUUGGCACCCAAUGUCAUGAACAUGACAUUCCGCAACUUCAUAGAGAUCAUCUUUGAGAACCACGAGAAGAGCAUCCAGUCAUGGCAUGUGGAUGGAUACUCCUUCUUCGCAGUCUCUGCUGAGCCUGGGAGGUGGACUCCAGAUCGCAGAAGGAACUACAAUCUUCUUGACGCUGUAAGCAGGCACACAAUCCAGGUGUUUCCCAAAUCCUUUGCAGCUAUCCUCUUGACAUUUGACAAUGCUGGCAUGUGGAACAUAAGGUCUGAGUUGACUGAGAGGCGCUACCUUGGGCAAGAGCUCUAUUCUAGCGUUCUCUCUCCUGCACGAUCCCUCAGGGACGAGUACAACAUGCCUGACAACUCCUUGCUCUGUGGCAUAGUCAAAGGUUUGCCCAAGCCCCCACCAUACGAAAUCUAAAGAUGAUCCACAUACCUCUUUGCCAUGUCGCCACUUCAUACAAUGAGGGGGAGAGAGAGAUGGAAGGGAGAGAACCAGAUAUACAUCGUGUGUAAUAGAUGAGAGACAAUUAUGUAAUUGUAUGCAUUUUUUAUGCAAAGAGUGUAGAAGAUGGCAAAGAAUAACAAUGAUUGAAAA
Quercus robur (English oak) is the source of this 1944-nucleotide messenger RNA. Its product is annotated as L-ascorbate oxidase homolog. Gene Ontology annotation, molecular function: oxidoreductase activity; copper ion binding. The transcript has 3 exons. NCBI's taxonomy places the organism in Eukaryota, Viridiplantae, Streptophyta, Magnoliopsida, Fagales, Fagaceae. The coding region runs from base 109 to 1767 and encodes 552 amino acids. The record is from RefSeq and is a predicted model, not a curated record.